UUGUUUGCAGAUUUGUCUCCUCACUAGACUAUGAGCUCCUGGGAAGAAGGAAUCGUGUCUUACUCGUCUUUCUGUCUCCAGUGUCUGGCCCAGUUCUUGGUACAUAGUGUAAGCUGAAUUUUGGGACAUGGCUACUGCUUCACCAAGGUCUGCGCCUAGUAAUAACCACAGUGGGAGGUUGCAGUUACAGGUAACUGUUUCUAGUGCCAAACUAAAAAGAAAAAAGAACUGGUUUGGAACAGCGAUAUAUACAGAGGUAGCUGUAGAUGGAGAAAUCAAGAAAACAGCAAAAUCUAGUAGUUCUUCUAAUCCAAAAUGGGAUGAACAACUAACUGUAAAUGUGACCCCUCAGACGACCUUGGAAUUCCGAGUCUGGAGUCAUCAUACUUUAAAAGCAGACACUAUGUUAGGAAGAGCGACGGUAGAUUUAAAGCAAGCUCUGUUAACACACAAUAGGAAAUUGGAAAGAGUGAAAGAACAGUUAAAACUUUCCUUGGAAAACAAAAAUGGUGUCGUGCAAACAGGUGAAUUGACAGUUGUACUUGAUGGAUUGGUGGUUGAACAAGAAAAUCAAGCAAACUGCAGUUCGUCUCCCACCAUAGAAAUACAGCAAAACGGUGAUGCCUUACAUGAAAAUGGAGAGCCUGCAGCAGGGACAGCCACCAGGUUGGCUGUUGAAGGUACUAAUGGAAUAGAUAAUCAUGUACCUCCAAACACUCUAGUCCAAAACUCAUGCUGUUCAUAUGUAGUUAAUGGAGACAGCACACCUUCAUCUCCAUCUCAGGUUGCUGCCAGACCCAAAAAUACACCAGGUCCCAAACCACUGACAUCUGAGCCUGCCAAUGACACUGUUAAUGGAGCGUCACCCUCACCUGCACCACCCGAUCAUUCAGCCGCCACGGGGACUGCCAUCGCCUCUGAAGAAAGCGCCUUGUCUUCGAGUUCCACUAGUGCUGCUGUCGAAGAUCCUUCCGUUCAAGAAACACCAACUUCCUCAGAGAACACUGAAUGUAUGCCUUCUACCAGUGCAGCAUCGCAGCCCGAAGCGAGAAGUACAUCAGAUCCCGCCGCCUCCGGUUCUGGAAAUAGUUCUGUGGACGCAGCCAAAAUAAGACAGUCAGAUGGGUGUGUGGAGCCUACGCGGCAACAGUCUGGACAUAGCAGCGCGGAAACUCUGCCGUCCGGGUGGGAGCAGAGAAAAGACCCUCAUGGCAGAACCUACUAUGUGGAUCACAACACCCGAACGACCACGUGGGAGAGACCACAACCUUUACCUCCGGGUUGGGAAAGACGGGUUGAUGAUCGUGGAAGAGUUUAUUACGUGGAUCAUAACACGAGAACAACCACGUGGCAGCGGCCAACCAUGGAAUCUGUUCGCAACUUUGAGCAGUGGCAGUCUCAGCGGAACCAAUUGCAGGGAGCAAUGCAGCAGUUCAACCAACGAUACCUCUACUCGGCUUCGAUGUUAGCUGCAGAGAACGACCCCUAUGGGCCUUUACCACCAGGGUGGGAAAAAAGAGUGGAUUCAACGGACAGAGUUUACUUUGUGAAUCAUAAUACAAAAACAACUCAGUGGGAAGAUCCAAGAACGCAAGGCCUGCAGAAUGAGGAACCCCUGCCAGAAGGCUGGGAAAUUAGGUAUACGAGAGAAGGUGUUAGGUACUUCGUUGAUCAUAACACAAGAACAACAACAUUCAAAGAUCCUCGAAAUGGAAAGUCAUCUGUAACUAAAGGUGGUCCACAAAUCGCUUAUGAACGCAGCUUUAGGUGGAAACUUGCUCACUUCCGUUAUUUGUGCCAGUCGAAUGCACUACCCAGCCACGUCAAGAUCAACGUGUCCCGGCAGACAUUGUUUGAAGAUUCCUUCCAACAGAUUAUGGCAUUAAAACCAUAUGACUUGCGGAGGCGACUGUACGUAAUAUUCCGAGGAGAAGAAGGACUUGAUUAUGGUGGCUUAGCAAGAGAAUGGUUUUUCUUGCUUUCUCAUGAAGUUCUGAACCCCAUGUACUGCUUAUUUGAGUAUGCCGGCAAGAACAACUACUGCUUGCAGAUAAAUCCAGCGUCAACGAUUAAUCCUGACCACCUGUCUUACUUUUGUUUCAUUGGUCGCUUUAUUGCCAUGGCACUUUUUCACGGAAAGUUUAUCGAUACUGGUUUCUCUUUACCAUUCUACAAGCGUAUGCUAAGUAAAAAACUUACUAUUAAGGACUUGGAAUCUAUCGAUACUGAAUUUUAUAACUCUCUUAUUUGGAUAAGCACCAAAUCUUUCUUGUGGCCUGACACUGUGCUUGUUUCCCAGGUUAUGCUGUGUGGCAUGCAGGAGGUAGACUUGACAGAUUGGCAAAGAAAUACUGUUCAUCGACAUUAUACAAGAAACAGCAAGCAAAUCAUUUGGUUUUGGCAGUUUGUGAAAGAGACGGACAAUGAAGUAAGAAUGCGACUUCUGCAGUUUGUCACCGGAACCUGCCGUUUACCUUUGGGAGGAUUUGCUGAGCUUAUGGGAAGUAAUGGGCCUCAGAAAUUUUGCAUUGAAAAAGUCGGUAAAGACACCUGGUUACCAAGAAGCCACACGUGUUUUAAUCGCCUGGAUCUACCGCCGUAUAAGAGUUAUGAACAACUCAAGGAAAAGCUUCUUUUUGCAAUCGAAGAGACAGAGGGAUUUGGACAGGAGUGACGGUGGCUUGUCUAGAGGAGCUCUUGCUUUGAAAUACUCGAAACAAGAAAAAUUGCACAGAGAGUGUAUAUAAGCUGUUCACUCUGUACAGUGAAUCUUCUGAACCUCUCAAAGUAUGUUUUCCGUUCUUCCACAGAAAUAUGCAAAACAGCUCACCCUUUUCUACUUUAUUUAUUGUUUCCUUGAAGUAACUGACCAGGAAAAGGAAAGUUCAUCCUUAAAUUUUGAAGCAAGCAAGACUUUAUUAAAAAAGAGAAAAAUAAGUAUAUAUCUAUAUAAACAUAUGAUAGUGGCUCUAGUUUUAUAGAGCCAUGAGUGUAUUAAACAUGACAGCCAUUCAUUCAAAAAGAUCUGGAUUCGCUUUAACUUGUGUCUCUUAUCCAGAGGAAAUGCAAAUUGCUCCAUGUUCUCCCCUAUGCAACAUCUCUUCAGGGUGUUUUGUUGCUUGGCUGUUCAGGAAGGUAUUAAGGGCUUAGGCCAAAUCUUACUUUGAGUAUAUUAAGAAAUGCUGCUGGCUUUUCUGAAGACAGGUGCUUGAACCCGUCGAUUUCUUUUAAAAUAAAUACAGUAGUUGGAGUUUUUCCCUCUUUGCUACAUCAAACACAAAGACAUGAAUGAAACCAUAACUUUCACAAAAGUCACGUAUCAGGACUGAUGCCAUGAGGUUAUUUGUAGGGAUUGGAAAUCAUUCAUUGAGCAGCAUAGAGGUUUGUUUACAUUGUUACUUUGGGAUGCUACGUACUUGUGGAAUUAAAAAGAAUCAGGCAAGUACUGUUUUUAAAUCUGUGGUCUUCAAAUUGAACACAUAAGAAAUUGAUGCAAUUUGAUACUUAGGAACCUAUCAAAGGAAAUGUGAACUUCACUGCUUCUGUUUGUGUUCAGAGUCUGAGUUUUAUAAAAUCAGAUGGAAUAAAGGGUUACACGUGCAUUUAAAUGCUCAAAUGAGACUAGCGAUUUUCUAUUAGUGUUCAAGUGUUUCCAUUCUUCUGAAAUUCAUGAAAAGUCUAUGUACUUGAAUUAAAUAAGCGUAUAUGAAAAUCUUUUGGUCCUCCCUACUUUUUACAUAGACCAAAUUAUUUUUGUUCUAAAUAAACAAUUAACACCUUUU
Molecule: messenger RNA, 3782 nt
Organism: Echinops telfairi (small Madagascar hedgehog)
Lineage: Eukaryota; Metazoa; Chordata; Mammalia; Afrosoricida; Tenrecidae
Gene: WWP1
Product: WW domain containing E3 ubiquitin protein ligase 1
Exons: 22
Coding region: 128-2674 (848 amino acids)
Biological process (GO): ubiquitin-dependent protein catabolic process
Molecular function (GO): protein binding; ubiquitin protein ligase activity
Source: RefSeq, a predicted model, not a curated record